UACACGACGGGUUUUAGGGUUUAAGAACAAUCUCCGUGCCACUCCCAUUGCAACCAACACAUCUCUCACUCUUCCUUCCAUUGUUGAGUUCUUCUCAGUUCCUUACUGCUAAUAUCGACUCACCAUGUGGGCUCUUCGUAGAGCUUCUGCUCCUCUUAGGAAUCAAGGGUACAGAGUAAGAACUUCAUAUGUCUUUGGCAAACUAGAGGUACCAUAUUUUUGGGAAGGAAAUGUAGCUGGUUUUGGAACCACUGCCGCAUUAUCCGACAGAUUCAUUUCUUUUGAGAGAAAUAACCUUGAAACUUGGCCGUCCUCUGGGGUUUAUAUUAGUAGUCACGGUCUAUCUACACAAGCUGGUGCUGAGAACAGUGGAGAGGAAGGUAAUGUGGAAGAUAAUGAAGAGGAACUAACUUCUGGAUCAGAAAUUGAUGACGAUGAUGACGUUGAUGAUGAGACUCAAAAUGAACUGGAUUUACCUGAGGGAGAAACUGGACUUGCUGAAAAGAUAUCUACAAAAGGGGCUCCUUCAGAACUUUUCAAUAUUAUUUGGAAAGCUCCAGGUUUAUCUGUCCCUAGUGCACUUGAUAAGUGGGUCAGUGAAGGAAAAGAACUAAGCCGGGCCGAUAUCUCUUUGACCAUGCUCUAUCUUCGUAGACGUCGGAUGUUUGGGAAGGCUUUGAAGUUUUCAGAGUGGUUGGAAGCAAAUGGGAAACUUGUUACUGACAGAGAUUAUGCUUCUCAGCUCGACUUGAUUGGAAAGUUACGAGGUCUCCGUAUGGCAGAGAAUUACAUUGCUAAAAUUCCCAAGUCUUUCCAAGGUGAGGUGGUAUACCGAACUCUUUUGGCUAACUGUGUGAUGUCCACCAAUGUACGAAAAGCGGAGGAAGUAUUCAACAAAAUGAAGGACCUUGAAUUCCCCAUCACAGCAUUUGCUUGCAACCAGUUGCUUCUUCUUUACAAGAGGACUGACAAGAAGAAAAUAGCCGAUGUUUUGUUGUUGAUGGAGAAAGAAAAUGUCAAGCCUUCUCCGUUUACUUACAAAAUCUUAAUAGAUGCUAAAGGCCUUUCUAAUGACAUAAGUGGGAUGGAACAAGUUGUUGAUACAAUGAAGGCUGAAGGAAUUAAACUUGGUGUUGGUACACUUUUACUAUUAGCUAAACACUAUGUUUCAGCUGGGCUUAAAGACAAAGCGAAGGCCACUUUAAAGGAGACGGAAGAAAUUAACUCCAAAGGUUCUCGACGGCCAUGCAGAUUUUUACUACCCCUUUAUGGAGAACUCCAAAUGGAAGAUGAAGUGAGGAGGCUCUGGGAGAUCUGUGAGUCAAAUCCUCAUGUUGAAGAAUGUAUGGCUGCCAUUGUUGCUUGGGGAAAGCUGAAGAACGUCCAGGAAGCAGAGAAAAUUUUUGAUAGAGUUGUAAAAACAGGGAAAAAGCUAUCCACUAGACACUAUUCUACCAUGAUGAACGUUUAUAGAGACAGUAAGAUGUUGACGAAGGGCAAGGAACUAGUCAAUCAGAUGGCAGAGAGCGGUUGCAGCAUGGAUCCGUUUACAUGGGAUGCAGUUGUGAAACUCUAUGUGGAAGCAGGGGAGGUAGAAAAGGCAGACUCUUUCUUGGUUAAGGCUGUUCAGCAAAGCAAGAAGAAGCCAUUGUUUGCCACAUACAUAGCUCUCAUGGAUCACUAUGCAAGUAGGGGAGAUGUUCCCAAUGCUGAGAGAAUUUUUGAUAAGUUGAGAAUAUUGGGUUAUGUGGGUCGAUUCACCCAAUAUCAAACUCUAAUACAGGCAUACGUUAAUGCCAAGACUCCAGCCUAUGGUAUGAGAGAGAGAAUGAAGGCAGAUAAUAUAUUUCCAAACAAAGCUUUGGCAGGACAGUUAGCUCAAGUUGAUUCUUUCAAGAUGACAGACGUGUCCGAUUUGCUUGAUUGAGAGAUAUAACCCGUUACUUUUGGUAUGUAUAAACUCCCCAGAUUUCAAGUUUAUGGUUAGAAUCAUGUAUUUGUUCGUUAGUCUGGUGGAUGCGAUUUGGUAGAUGAACUCAUGAAAGUAUAUAGCUCUUAGGACAAAGAGAUUGCAAAAUUGGAUCCUGUUGCACCUAUGUUUUAUUGUCCAAUUUUUUCUUAGAGCUAAAAAUGGUUUAUUAUUGUAUGUUUCCCAACUUUAAUUCGUCAAAUGAAUUCGACAAAUCUUCUGACUGCUA
This is a messenger RNA of Cucumis melo (muskmelon), 2198 nucleotides long. RefSeq names its product pentatricopeptide repeat-containing protein At1g80270, mitochondrial-like. Lineage: Eukaryota; Viridiplantae; Streptophyta; Magnoliopsida; Cucurbitales; Cucurbitaceae. The transcript is spliced from 3 exons. Gene Ontology annotation, molecular function: protein binding. Gene Ontology annotation, cellular component: mitochondrion. The coding region runs from base 125 to 1927 and encodes 600 amino acids. The record is from RefSeq and is a predicted model, not a curated record.